GGGGGUGGCGCUAAUUUGCGGACGUGGCGCCGGCGCCGCUCCGCUGCCUCGGCCGGGGCCUGGCCUGUCAGCGCGGAAAUAAGGCGACGCGGCUCCUCGGAGGCGGCCAUUGCCCAGACCGGGUCGGGAGGGACAGGUGCCGCUGCCAGUGUGAGGAGCGGCGACCAGUCUGUCACCGUCGAGCCGGCGGCUGAGGCGGGAGGCUGGCAUGUCUCUUUCGCGGGCUGCCCCCCUCCACAAAGAGGAGCCCCUUCCUGAGGGAAGCAGGUAGGGUGGAAGGCGGGCCGCUGCGGGGCCCGGAGCUGCCGCCCCAGGGAAAGGGCCCCGCUCUGUCUGCUUCUCUUUUUGCCUCAUGCCCCCUCGGUUAGGAGCGUUUGCUUCUCCCGAGGGGUCGGGGGGGGGGUCGGCGGAAGCCCAGCUCGGCCGGUGAAAGAGCCGCCGGUGGGGGUGGGCAGCGCAGUUGGAGCCCUCGGAUGCUGCUUUACGGUUGGCCGCCGGGGGCCGGACUAGACGGGCCACACUGGCCUGGCCCAGCAGACUCCUCUGAUGCCCUUCAUCAUGUGAUGCUCUGGUCGGGGUGGGUGGGGGCUCCUUAGGCAGCCUCGCUUCGCUCACUUCUGAGGGUCUUCUGGGGGGAAGGCGCUUUUGAUGACAACACGUGUUGUUGUUAUUUCACUUCGGAAUGGGAGGCGAACUAGGCCUUCUGGGUUUUAAGGGUCCUCCUGCACAUCUUGCCAAGAGGUGGUCCAAAGUCCAGCCCUCCUGAGUGCUCCACUUCUAGGUUUUGUCAGCUUUCCUUUCUGGACUCAGCUACCUGGGUGUUUAGGAUGUGUAGCUUCCAGACCAUCAUUCAGCAGGUACCACUUUCCCUCCAACUUGUUACUGUUAAAAAGACGCAGAAGGCUGUUAGAAGCAAACUUGGCUUCUUCUUACAGGUCCAAGCCCCACUCCUCUGCCCAAUAGGCAAGCUUGAUGUAGGGAUCCCUAUAAAGAUAAUGCCCAGAUAAUGUUGAUGGGGGUUGGUUAGGAGCUGAGAAGGUGUGUUUCUGUGGUGGGCAGGUGGUUCUUGUAUACACUGUAAAUCAAAAAUAGGAUUGCUUUCUACUGAAAUACUUUGCUUCUCAUAUAGAUUACUAGAUAGUUUCCUUACUUCCAAAUAUGCAAGUUCAGUGAUAGUCUUCAUUCUCUGUUCUUCCCUCUCCAUCCCUGCAAGCACUGUUGUCUCUCUAGUGUCCAUUUCUAUUUGUUUUGUUUUCAAUUAUUAACCUGGAGAAUCUGUGCAUGCCAAAUGGUUUGGUGUUUUUUUUAGGAAUAUGUGUGGGUUGGCAGCAGGGAGGUGAAAUUGUUGUCCUAUUACUCAUAGGUGUUCUAUAUAAAUUAGUACUUAAGUUGGGGUCCUCUGUUUGACUAGUUGUCCUAUUUUUCUUUUUCUUCUGUUAGACUCCUUUUGACAGAAUGACAGCAAAAAAACAGAAUUUCAGUUUCCAGCUCCCUGCUGUAGUGCAGCCUACAGUGGAUAAUCAUUUGUAUACAUUUGGGAAUGGUAUCAGUUCUGACAGUGAUGUGCUGGAAGAUGAAACGGAGCUGUAUGAAUUGCGACCCAGGGGAAGGGAGAAAGUCCGAAGAAGUACAUCAAGAGAAAGGAUUGAUGAUAUCGUAUUUAUAACCAAGGAUAUAAAGGAAGGAGACACACUAAAUGCAAUAGCUCUUCAGUACUGUUGUUCAGUAAGUCUGUAUGCAACUUUUCUCAGUGGAAUUUUGUGACAUGUGAACGCAGAAAGCUUUUAAAUUCUUAUACAAAAAUAUUCACUUAUUUGCAAUAGAAAAAACUUGUUUGACACAACCCAAGAUGCAUUGUACAGCUUGAUUUGAUAGAUUUGUACCACACUGAAGUGUGCUGUGGAGCAACUACUAGAGUCUUGCAUAGGUUUUGGAAUUGUAUUUAACUUUUACUCAGAGUAGAUCCAUUAAAAUGAAUGGGCAUUACUAGCUUAGGUAUAUUAAUUUUAAACUAAGACUUAGUGGAAUGUAACCCUUGAUGGUUUUUGCCUCACUGAAUAGGAGUAUAUUAUGGUGCUGCCACAGAAGGUUCCAGAACUUUGUUGGUGAUAGCAGGUUGAAAGUUUCUGCUCUUAUGUGCAGUGAUGUGAUAACUUGGUAUCAGGAUACCCAUGCGUGGAUGUGCAUGCAUGUUCAAAUGAAUCAUCAUUUGGAUCUACAACAACCAAAUGGUUGCAGACCUAAAUAAACUGGUAUGUGUGAGUCAGCACACAAUAAUUAUGUUUCCAAAAUGUUUUUUGGAUAAUGUUUAGUUCUCAUGAAUUCUAGUCCACUAGGCCCAAAUUACAUGUUAGAAGAGCCCCUCAGAUUACAACUACAUUCAUUCUUUUAAGUGUAAAAACAUAUCUUCCGGUGGGGGUAAUUGGGGAAAGAAAAGCAGCAAGUCCUACUGUUUUAAAUGCAAGUUGCAUAUAAAAUCUUGGGGGUAAGACAAGCAGUGGGUAGGAGCAGGGAAAGGUUUGAACACAGGUCCUUGCUUUGUCUGAACUCUGUUAUCCCCAGCAAAGGCUUGAAGGUAAUUCCCUUUGACCUUGCUGCCUGGUAAAUGGAUUUUAGGAUUGCAGCCUUAAAGGCUAUUGGGCUACAGUUAGCAGCUAUUUACAUACAGUGCAUAGUUUGGAACUUGUCAGUUAAGAUAUUGCACAAAUUAAUGUUCAAAUAUUUUUUUAAAAGGCAGAACCCUCUGGGUGUUUCAUAUGUAAGCAACCUAAGACACAAAGUUUCUUAAAAUAUUUUAUUCCCUUAUUGAAUUUUUUUAAGAGAGGUGCAUUCCUGAAAACCUGUCCCCUUUCUUAGACUAGGGUAAGUUGCAAGAAGGGCAACACAAUUGCCUGUUUUGGAGAAAUGUGGUCCCAUAUCUUUAAUCAAGUGACUAACAUUGGUUAUAGUAGCUGAAAUUUCUAUAGUAUCCCAUCAGCUGCUACUUUUAUGUUCCUAAGAAGUUCUAAACAACCCCUUAUACCAUAUGGAAAGCUCUUUGUUUUUUAAUUGAAAGGCGUUUUCAAAAGACGGUUUGUAAUAUGUCAUGGCAGAUGGGGAGUACAUAUUGUUUAAAGAAAAGGAUCUUGAAUACAGCUAACUUAGGUUUUCCAGAUCCUAGCAUCUUGCCAGUUGUGGGGAGUCAAGCACUUUGUAUGAGUGGUAAUUGGUUUAGAUGCAUAGAAUAGUAGAAACGGUGCUUUACAGCUAGUUAUUUAAUCAGUUUCAUAGAACAAAAAUGCUGGUUGUAAAAAAAAAUGGAUUCUGAAAAUCAGAAUAACUAAGAGAACUAAAUUAUUUUUUUCUUAGGCCACAACAGCAGUAACAGGCUUUGGGUAAAGUGCUUACUAGGUGCACAUGUGACACAAGGAUCACCUUUAGGAACUUUUACCUUGUAUGUGUAGUGUUAGCGGGCCAAUAACAAGUGCAUUUAAAUGAGACUGGGUGUAUGUGGAACACCUGUGACUUACACAAUAUCUGGUUUUGCCCUUGAAACAUUGGAUUACAUGUUAUGACCGCACAUAUAGAAAAGGAAUAGUCCUCCCUAUUAGGAGUUUCUUGAAGCACUGACUCACUCCAUGACUUUCCCUGCCCUUCAGGAAGAAGAAAGAACCCCAGAAUAGCUCUUUGCCUGGAGAAAAGAGUCAUGGUUGGCCCUAGGUAACCCAAACUAGGCUAUCAUUUUCUUUUUCAGUUGAGUAGUUGACUCUUUAAUAACCAAUUUCCUCUGCUUCUCUCCUGAUUAAACAGUUUAAGCAGAAGAACCAUAACAAACAGUACGACAGUAUAGUUGGUGGUAAGAAGCCCAUUCUAAGUCAUUUGAUUCACAGGGGCUCAUCUUACCAUCCUGGGGAGAUAGGAAAGGCAAGGUGAGCCAGUGCUUCCAGCCCCCCUCUUUCUUUCUUUUUCUUUGACCUGUUGGGAUUAGAUCCUUUAGACUCCCGUAGCCUUUCCUACCCACAAUCAUAACUGGCUGUUUCAAUUGCAAUAACAUGUAGCCAGGCUUUUUGUGCCAAUUUAUUUUUUAAAAGAAGUUAAACAGUUAGGACUUGGAAAAUGAAUGCUGGUCACUCAAGAGCUGCCUUUUCAAAAAUGCUAAUUCUUUCCUUUGUUAACUGUUGUGUUUCAGGUAGCAGAUAUCAAAAGGGUGAACAAUCUUAUUACAGAUCAGGACUUCUUUGCACUGCGAACUAUUAAAAUUCCAGUGAAGAAGUUCAGUGUAUUGACUGAGACACACAGCUUUCCAAAAAGCAGGCAAGCUUCAAGAUCUGCCUCUACUUUGUACUCUACAGAAACCCCAGAUGCAUCACAAGCUGCUGAGCCAUUCUCCACAGAGACUGUUGGUAACUUUCUGAAAGAAGUAGACCGUGAUAUAGAACAAAUAGUGAAGUGUAAUGCUACAAAGAGAGAGAAUCUUAAUGAAGUUGUUUCUGCCUUAUCAACCCAACAGUUAAACUUUGAACCAGACGGUAAAUCCAUAAAGCGGAAAGAUCCUCAUUAUGGAGCAGACUGGGGAAUAAGAUGGUCAACAGCAGUAGUGAUAAUGGUAGUGGUGGUAAUAAUAACUCCUGUUUUUUAUCUUUUAUACUAUGAGGUUUUAGCUAAAGUGGAUGUCAGCCACCAUUCUACAGCAGAAUAUACUUCAGUUACAUCACCAUCUCAGCCCAAACCACUAGAAAAUGGAAUAAAUCACCCUAUUUCAUGAUAACUGAAAUUUUUGCUUUACAUGCUAAAGUCUUUGGCAAUCAUUCAAUGUGUUCUGCAAAGAAAAAAGAACAACAGGUCCUGUGUGGAGUUGGAAAGUAGCUAUCUUUGUGGUGGCAUUUAAUAAAAACUCUUGCAGAGGGUAUGGAAGACAUCACCUUUCAAUGGAAAAGUUGUUGCCAAGUUCAGUGUGAGAUUGUUGAUUGAAUACCAAUUGUCUGGAUCUGCCAAAAUAUGUGGAUCUAAGCUGGCAAACUUCCACUAAGUGAAAGUACCUUCAUUGCAGCCAGAAAACUAUGAAAUGGUUUUCUUUAGUCUGGAAGUAAGCUAGCGUCCUGUAUUAUAAAAGAUAAACCAUUCUCUUCUAGCAUGGAAUAUAAUACAAAUCACGAAGGUAGGGGUUUAAAACAGUUUAGCUUAUCAGAUAUGCAGAACAAGUACAAUGCUCUGUUGUUGAUCUAACAUACACUACAUGGACUAUGAUAUUUACAGUACCUUUUCAUGAGAAAAGACCAAUGAGCCAUGAGACUAAACUGCACUUGGCAUGCAAACAUCUGUAACAGUGUACUGAUACUGUUACUACUUUUAAUAACAGCUUUGGGAGGGCAAAAGCUGUUGAGCAAGGAAGGAUAUUCUUAAACCAUUCCCUACUUGUAAUCUUUCUGCUUCCAAGCGACCCCCCCUAAGUGCUGUUACUAUUGAAGAGUUCCAAAGGUGCAAAUGUACAUGUAAUUUGGUGCAGGAAAGUGGCAAUGUCUUCUCCCCUACCCUUUAAAUGAAAAGGCAUUGGAACCCCAGUGGGUACUUUUUGUAGGGAACAGUUACCUGGCGUGAAAAGAGGUUUUAAGCCUUGCACCAGCUCUGGGACUGCUAGGGAUGCUCUCUUUCCCCCUCACCUGCAAGGUGGCUCCAGGACUUUGACUAUGUGUGAGGCUUGCAUAUAUCCCUAACCCUUGGAAGCGAACCCCUGUGUAAAAUGAGGGAUUACUCAUACAAACAUGUGACUCACAUGUCUAAACUGAUUUUUAUUGCAGUAAACAGGGCUGUAUCCAGUGUUAAUAAUACUCCAAGUAAACCAUUUGAAAUUGAUUGAAAUUGCAUUACAUUAAUUAAGGUGGAUCUGCCCUGAGUAGAAUGUCACUGAAUAAAACCAUUACUUAAUGCACUUGACUACAUGGAGUCAGCUAACGGCCCCCUAAAUUGUUUUCCUCUAGCAAAAAGGAAAUAUUUAUGUUCUUAUGCAAAGCAUACUUAACCAUGAAACCAUGAUGCCUUCUCAAGUCAUAUUAACCUGCAAAGUUGGAGUUUUGCUAAUAAUAAUACUAAAAGGCAGAGAAUCAAGCUAACACAAGUUGUUGAGAAAAAUAGAAGCCAGGUUUUUUCUUAAGCAGUUCUUGGUUAUUUUGAAGAAAUAUAUUCUAGUAUUCUAGUUUAAAAGUUCCACAGAGAACUCAUGCAGUAGAAAAAAUGGCCAAGUAUUAAAAAAAAACUGCUAGUUGGGACUACAGUAAUUGAAAAUUAGUGAAACACACAUUCCCAUAAUCCUAAUUUAAUAUGCCCCUUAUUUAUACAUAAAUGUUUCCCUCUUUUUUUUUAACAGUAAGAAGUAUGCUGCCAGCCUGUGCAAUACAUAAGUUUGCUUCCGCAUAUUUUUAGAUGUGUCUUCUAGAACAGGAUUUUGGCUGCAAUCUGAAGCUUCCCAUCUUUUCCUGGCAGUAAGCACCACAGAAUUCAUUAGGACUUACUUCUGAGUAGACAUGGUUCAGAUUGUCAUGUUAGUGUAUUUACAUGACAUGUAAUGCUAAAGUGUACAUCAUGUAUAUGGGGUAGAACUUUGUAAUCUCAGUCUCCAACUCCAGCCUGAACAGAAGGCCAGUCCACUUGUGCAUGGACAUAUGCAGCAGGAAUUCCAACAGGCAGGACCAAUAUCUAAAGAAAGUAUUCUUCAGGCUAGAAUACAAGUUUGGCACUUAAACUGUCAUAAUAGAAUGCCGCCACACAUCUUCACAUCUAGUCACUAUAACUAACGGCUCACUCUUAAAUUCUCAAAAGCAAGUUACUGCUUUAUAUACACUCGCUAGAGAACUUGAUAAUGAGCUGAUUAUGAUUCAUGCAGUAUCUAAAUCUCAGCAAGUUUUUUGUGUAUGAGAAAGCUUCUUGGACUUGAUGUUAAGGAGGGCUGGGCAAUAUCUGGUUUUAAACAUCACAAUAUAUCACCAGCUAAACAUCGCAAUAUAACAAUAUAUCACAGUGUCUGAAAAAAGGAUGGAGCUGUGCAGAGGUAUUGGCUGGCUUCAUGGUUUUUCCCACGUAAUUUUUGCAUAGCACACACAUAUACAUCAUGAUUCACAGUAUAUUGCCAGGUCAAAAACUAUGAAACAGAUAUCAUGAUAUGCACUUCCAGCUGGUUUUGGAUGAUAUAUCAAUAUAUCGCCCAGCCCUAAUGUUAACUAUUCAUUCCUUUAGAUUUUCUAGGGUGUAUCCAUAUAUUAGGACAGACCAUAAGAAGAAGAAGAAGAAGAGGAAGAGUUUGGAUUUGAUAUCCCGCCUUUCACUCCCUUUAAGGAGUCUCAAAGCGGCUAACAUUCUCCUUUCCCUUCCUCCCCCACAACAAACACUCUGUGAGGUGAGUGGGGCUGAGAGACUUCAGAGAAGUGUGACUGGCCCAAGGUCACCCAGCAGCUGCAUGUGGAGGAGCGGAGACGCGAACCCGGUUCCCCAGAUUACGAGACUACCGCUCUUAACCACUACACCACACUGGCUCUCAAGAAAACUAUUUGGAGUUAAUUAUGUUGGCUUCGUGUAUAAUUGCUUUCAUAGAAUUAAGUUUUAGUGCUGUGCCCUUGGCUUUUCUGCAUGGCCACUCUAAGAUAUAACCCUUGAAACAGUGUUUCUGUGUGUUCUGGAAACUGGUAGUGAACAGUGUCCUCUUAACAUUACCCAUGGUCCUAUAUAUAAAGAUCCUUCUGAAAAAAUACCUGUCUUGAGUUUAGCUGCAGGGAAAUGUUUGUUGCAUCAAGUGAGUUUGUGUGCUUUUUGAUGUUGGACAAGGAAAAUUUUAUGUUGGCUGCAGGGAAAUUAAGAGCCAAAUCUGUGGUUGAACUCUGAAUGUCUUUUUUUUCUUUGUUAUGGUUUAUAGCUGAACAAGUAAAGGUGUUGCUUGACAAUAUAUAGUUGUAGUAAAAUAUUCACAUGUGUGAAAUGAUGGCAGCAGAAAUCUUUAUUAUAUAGACUCUUUAUUUUUCAAUAAAAGCCACAGAAGCAAGCUAUUUACAACUUAUUUUUAAAGUUUGGUUGUAAUGUGGUAAAUAGCCCUUAUUUUUAAAACUGUGCUAUGGAGUUCCAAAAACAGAGUAUGUUAUUUGUAGGAAAGAUACAAGGUUUAAAAUUUGAACAAAAUCUCUGAGGUAUAGGCACAUUCAUCAGUUGCAGGAAAAACAUCACUGGCCCAGCUCACGUGCCAUGCUAAAACAUUCUCUUAGUGUUAUGCUCAAGUGGGAAUCAUAGUUUGUUUCACACCAAACAAACCACAAUUGGUAAGCCAAUAACAAAUUGUAGUUUGUCUGAAGUGAAACCAACCACUAUCCUUGCUUUGGAUGUAAGGCCAAGUGAUCAGAGUUUGUUUUUUGGAGCAGCCAAGAUUGGUGUGUUCACAGUCAACCAUUAAUUGUGGAUUGCGAUGAUGUGUGAAUGAUUCCAAAGUCCUAUGGGAUUCUAAAUGCUUAAAAAUUUAUUAUAGCGGAAGCUUUUGUGGACCACACAGUUAAUGUUAUCAGAUUCACGAAGCAUUAUUCUGAAUUACUAGUAUUCAUCCCUGGAUGUGGUUGCUCUGUUUUAUUGUGACUCGCUUAUGGAACAACACCAAUGCAGUUGCUUUCUGCAUGUGUUAUUCCACUUUUUCUUUUAAUGAAUUUAUAAGAACAGGGGUGCUUAGCCAUCUGGUUUUGUGUUUUAAAGCUCCCUUACCACCCUUAAUCAUGCGUGAAAAUAUCUGAGAUGUACUUCAUGAAAUUCCUCAGUUCCCCAUGGGAAAGCUGUGAAUUUCAUUGUCUUUAAAAGAAAUGGAGAAAAAAAUAUCACUAUCACUAUGCAGCCCAGCACUGUAUAUUACCCCUUGGAUGCGUGGCUGGGUUUGGACUGUUUUGAUGUGGCGUUGGGUGUAGCAUCUCUUGAGCUUAUCAUCCUCCUGGAUUAGAAUGAGGAAACAAUGGAAUGUUGCUUUCAAUAGGGUAUUUAUUGGAAGAGGGUCAUCCCCAUUCAUAUUCCGCUGCAAGUAGUCACACAAAUACGAUUUUUUUCUAUUUGACUAUGGCUGGAUCACAGUUGAUGUGGGCAGCAAAAAGAGACAAGAGCAGCAUAGCAGGAUCCAUACAACUGGAUAGACUGCUUCAUCUAGCGAAGAACUAUAUCUUAGGUGACCCCGGCGACUGUUAUACAGGCCUUUAAAAAAAGACACUCUAAGCCACUAGCUCAACUUUUUCUGACCCAGGAUCCACCUUUAACCCAAGCAUAAAUUUAGGGGCUAAUUAAAUUUUUUUUUUAAAAAAAACCAUAUAUUUGUAUGGUGGUGGUAGUGGUACUCUUGCAACCCAUCUUAGAUCAGGCUGUAACCUAUAGCGGUUCCUGACCCACCCACUGAAGAUCAGUGCUCUAAGCAAUCAGUUUUGCAUGUGAAUUCAAAUGAAAUGACCUGAGGGAAUGGAAAACUGCAGGAAAAGAAAGUUGCAGAUGUGCCACUUCUGAAUUUUUUUGGGGGGGGUGGGGGGGUUAAAGUGUUGGGUAAAGUGGAAUACCAAACACAGCCAAGUGUAGAAGAGUUCUAAACAUAAAAGGGGAAAUUAUAGACCUAACUAGAUAGAUUUAUUAAAAUUCUCUGUCACUUUUUAGAUAAAACUUGCAAGGCAGCAUGCAGUAAAAUUUCUAAACAACCUACACUUGAACUGUCUACACAUCACAAAGACUGGUUGGUGUACCACAGCUAAAUCAUUUUUGUGGUGAUAAUUUGAACUGAGGCAUCUGAAAAAGUAUUGUCAAAUAGUGAAAAUAAUAAUCAGCAUAGUAUUAUGUACCAAAAAUACUACCUUGGACUUUGUUAUAGCUCAAGGAUCUGUGCCUUAUUUCUGCAAUUUAACUAUGCUAAACCUGUUUCUUUUGUGAAAAAGUGAAUAGUGCAGUCAUGAAAUCGAAGGUCUGUUGAAAUAUCACAAUGAGGACCUGCUUGUUUUAUUAAAGACACUGAUUUAUUUUCUGUGUAUGGGUCUUAAAGUAGCUUUAAGAAAAAAAGUAUGUUAAAGCACUUAAUAUGUGCUGUUGGUGUAUGUAUUUCUCUUUUCAAAAACAAUGUGGCAGAAAUGAGUACUUUGUAAUCAUGUGUGGUGAAUCUAUGGUUUGGCAAGGAUAGAAAAAGAUAAUCUAAUGUUCCACAAAAUGGAUUAUUGGAUUAUUAUUAUUAUUUUACUGUGCAUUCUAGUGGUUCCUAUUGACAAAUCUAGCUCAAUACUAAAGUUGUCCAAGCCUCAGUUAUUUCAGAGGGGACUUCUGCCUACAUACUUAGUGUUACAGUAGUAAAUUUUAAGAAUUCUACCAAAAAAAGAGAGAAAAAUAUUUAGAAUAUGGUCACCAGAUUUCUAAAUACAAUCCAUGGUUAAAGAGGGAAAUUGGCUCCUAAUCUGCGUAUUGUACUAUGAAACCACGUGAAAUGUUUUUACCCCUGGAUUGGUUAUUCAAAGGAACACUGCCACAAAUGUUAUUUACAUAAUUAAGCCGUUUAUAAAAGUUUUGGAAUUUAUAAGAUCCUUAUGGCAAGAAUAUAUUUUCUUUUUGAAUUCUUAAUUCCAGAAAAAUACAAAUAAAGAAAUAUAUUUUUAAUCCUGUUUAGUGAUCAAUUGUUGUACCCUAUGGAUAUUCCACACUAAUCCAAAAAGCUGCUUUAGCUACAGCAAAGGAUUUUGGCAUGCCCAUUUCUAUGUUCUACUGUGAAAAGCAGACUCCAACACAUCAGAGGUGUCAAGAGGGGAUUCUUCUGCAACAUGUUUCUUGUGCAGCAGAUCUCCUAGUCCAAAUUUUAUUUCAUUGUUGAUUUAAGGUGUUUAUAUAUACACUACUGUUUUUCAGGCACACCCUGAAGCAGUGUGAAGCAGUUUACAUAAGAUUACAACACUAAGCAUUGGGUUUUGAUUUGUUUUUAAAAAGCUACAAUGGAAAAGACAACAACAACUGUAUUUUGGAAAAGUACCUGGGAUGACAUUUGGAAAAGGGAGGGGCCACUACUGGAAGCUGGAUGGUAGGAUAUAUGGAAUUAAUUGUGCUUCUUUAAAAAAACCCUUUUAAGCAGGGAUAUAAGAAGUACUAUUACUAUUACUAUUAUUUUAUUUACUACCAUAAUGUUUCUUGGAAGCACUGCAAGACUGUCAUUGUUGG
Podarcis lilfordi (Lilford's wall lizard) is the source of this 11163-nucleotide messenger RNA. The record is from the annotation of a GenBank genome assembly. NCBI's taxonomy places the organism in Eukaryota, Metazoa, Chordata, Lepidosauria, Squamata, Lacertidae.